GAGGCCGAGAGUACCGCCCCUUCGUCGGCCAAUGCUGAGAGCCACACCAAACCUACCGACACACCCGCCCCAAUGCUUAAACACCCGCCCCAAUCUCCUCGUGGCGACGCGUGGCCCGCACCGCGCGUCGACACGGCUGCUGCCAAAGAGUCGCGCGCUGGUGACAAGGCACCCAGUCCGAAACCACUGGGCUCUCCAGCCACCCAGGGCUCCAAGAGAAGCGCAGACGGCUCUGUCAAGGCCGCCGGUGUGGCCCUCGCGACACCCUCUACCUCCAGACCCAUGACCGCCCACAAGAGAAACAAGAGCAUGGAUACACACUCGGGCACUCGCAUUGGAGAGCUAUCUGCCCAGCUUAAGACGCGUCUUUCGUACGCCAUGGUCAAGGUCCAAAACGGCUGGGAGAAACAGUCGCUCGAAGAGUUGGAAGAAAGUCAAUCGCAGCGCGGAUCGCCCAACUCUGCUCCUGGCAGAAGCGAUUUCUUAGCAUUCGACUCGCCUGCCGAUAGCGAACGACGACGGAGACCGAGUGGCGUCUCGGAUAUCUCCGAUCAGAUGAUCAUGUCACCGGUCUCUGAUCCCACACGAUCACAUGUGGGAACACCAGGCCCGUACUGGACACCGGCUACCCGUCCUGCAAUGCAUGCUGCCGCAAACCUCAUCUCCAUUACUGGUGCCCACCACGGUCACGGGCCUAGCCAUGGCCAUAGCCUUGCUCCAGCCCCCACAUUCCAGAGCUCACGAAGACGCCGCUCUACAGUCUCACAUAUUCCCCCUCCUCUUCUAGCAACCGGCCAAAGAAAACACUACAGUGACUUGAGUGGGGACAUGCGAUCGCCAGCAACACCCAGAGCAGGAAUCCUUCGUAUGCCUAGUCAACAGGCAGAAAAGGACGCGGUCGAUACGUUGCUCUUCAUGAGCAGUCCAAACAAUUCGCAGCGCUUUCCCGUGGGCACUCUAGAGCCAAGUCCGCUCAGGACUGAAGCUCCUCAACGACGAGUCAUGUUCGAAGCCUAUCCUCCACAGGAUAAACACGUCGUGUAUCAUCAUUCUUCUAUGCCCGCACCUCCACACCACCAUCAGCACGGACCCUACCCAGCCCAUCCAGCUAGAUAGAGCUGGCAAUCAUGUCUGCGCCAUGCAGCGGUUCCCUUUUUUUUCUUUAAUUUUUUUUCCAACACUUUUGUUCCCAAUCAUGAUGGCAUUGCAUUGCAUGGAAAAUGGCGUCGCGAUUGCUGUUGUUGCGCAUGCUGUCUUUGUUCUGAACUGAUUGAUGUACAUCACUUGACUGUCUAUGCAUAACAUACAUAUGGGAGCGUGCAUCUUUUGCCUGUCAUCAAAAUCUCUGGACGGCUUGGCGGAGAAGUGUAUUGAUUUGCUUCUUUCCAUGUUCGCUUGUGCAUUUUUACUUUUCUGUCAUGGCGGCUUUUGCUUUUAUCAUUGUUCAUGCAGGACUUGCGGCCUGGGCCUUUUUGGUGCAUACAAAAAAGUCUUAUUUUGAGCAUUAUGACAAUGUAACGAUUGUAUGAAUAUAGGCAAUUAAGC
Bipolaris maydis ATCC 48331 is the source of this 1545-nucleotide messenger RNA. NCBI's taxonomy places the organism in Eukaryota, Fungi, Ascomycota, Dothideomycetes, Pleosporales, Pleosporaceae. The record is from RefSeq and is a predicted model, not a curated record.